AGAGAGGGAAGUGGAUAAAUCAGUGCUGCUGUCUUUAGGACAAACGAAGUAUGGAACAGUGGAAUAGCUCUGUGGAUCAACAGGAUGACAUUGAUCACCACUCAGAAUCUGUGAAGUUUGAUGCCCACUCCAUGACAGCCUUGCUCCCUCUGUAUCCUAAAAAUGGCCCUACCCUUCAAGAGAAACUGAAGUCCCUCAAAGCUGCACUGAUUGCCCUUUAUCUUCUUGUGUUUGUAGUGCUCGUACCCGUCGUUGGAAUAAUGGCAGCACAGCUCCUGAAGAGGGAAAUGCAGAAUUGCACAGUUGGCUCCAUGAAUGCAAACGAAAUAUCUCAAAGUCUCACAGGAAAAGGAAAUAACAGUGAAGAUGAGAUGAGAUUUCGAGAAGCUGUUAUGGAACAAAUUAACAACAUGGAGAACAGAAUCCAAUAUAUUUCAGAUACAGAAGCCAAUCUCAUAGAUUCAGAGCAUUUCCAAAAUUUUAGUCUGGUGACUGAUCAGAGAUUUAAUGAAGUUCUUCUCCAGCUGAGUACCUUGGUUUCCUCAGUUCAGAGACGCGGAAACAUGAUAGAUGAAAUCUCCAAGUCAUUAAUAAGUCUGAAUACCACAUUGCUUGAUUUGCAGCUCAAUAUUGAAACACUGAAUGGCAAAGUCCAAGACAGUACACUUAAACAGCAAGAGGACAUGAGUAGAUUAGAAGAGCGUGUGUACAAUGCAUCAGCAGAAAUUAUGUCUAUGAAAGAAAAACAAGUGAAUUUGGAAGAGGAAAUAAAAGGAGAAGUGAAAGUACUGAAUAACAUCACUAAUGAUCUCAGACUGAAAGAUUGGGAACACUCUCAGACAUUGAAAAAUAUCACUUUAAUUCAAGGUCCUCCUGGACCUCCCGGUGAAAAAGGAGACAGAGGUCCCACUGGAGAAAGUGGUCCACGAGGCAUUCCAGGUGCAGUAGGUCCUCCAGGUCUUAAAGGUGAUCGGGGAGCAAUUGGCUUUUCUGGACCUCGAGGAUCCCCAGGGCCACCAGGGAAGACCGGAAGGACAGGAUAUCCUGGACCAAAAGGCCAGAAGGGGGACAAAGGGAGUGGAAGCAUACUAACUCCAUUUAAGACAGUACGACUGGUUGGCGGUAGAGGUCCUCAUGAGGGCAGAGUGGAGAUUUUCCACAGUGGCCAGUGGGGCACAGUGUGUGACGACCACUGGGAACUGCGAGGUGGACUGGUCAUCUGUAGGAGUUUGGGAUACCAAGGCGUUCAAACUGUGCAUAAAGGAGCUCGCUUUGGACAAGGUACUGGUCCAAUUUGGCUGAAUGAAGUAUUUUGUUUUGGGAGAGAAUCAUCUAUCGAAGACUGUAAAAUUAGCCAAUGGGGGGUGAGAGGCUGUUCACACGCUGAAGAUGCUGGAGUCACUUGCACUUUAUAAUGUAUCGUACUUUCUUUCACCUUCGUGGAAUCAUUGUGGCAAAAAUACUUUUAUUAUUCUGCUCCAUUAAUAUCAGUUCAGUAAAUAUUUAAGAGAUUAGGAAUUUUGUCUAAAGAAAAGGAAUAUUUUAAAAUCACUGGAUAAACAUAUUGGACACCUUCAUGCUUGCUAUAGAUCUGCAUUUGAACCAUUUCAACUUCUUUAGGUUUCUAAAUGGAAUUUCUAAUAUAAUGACAUAUAUCGAAUGGAAUGUACUGAAGUUUAAGGCUUCUCGAUCACAAAUGCCAAUGAUAAUGGAAACACCUUCCAGCCAUUGACUUUAACGGAUCUCUUCACAGGAUGACAAUUUUUGUCAUUUUUGUCUUCUUUGUAAUCUAUUUAAUUGACUUUAAUUUAAUCAGUUUCUUAAUAAUGAGAAGAUUGGAAGAGUUCUUUUGUGCCAAGUUCAUGAAAUCUCUAGCCAUACACAUUUUUUGAGAAAACGUUUUAUCUGGCCAUUAAGAUUUCUGCAUGUGCAGUAACUUGGCUGUUAGGUAGCAUUGUUCAUGAUAUAUUCUGGGCAUGAUGAAAAACUUAGCAGAUUUCACAUGGUCAAUAAUAACAUGAUGAUUAAGAAAACCAACAUGAUUAUUUUACAUGAUCAUGUACUGACAGUUUUUGUUUGUUUUUACUGACCCAUGUGUUAGAAAAAGGGCUUCUGAGAAAAGGCACAGGCUCCCCAUCACUAUAUGUGUCUCGAUAAUUGGUGGAUCAAAAAUGUCAUUUCAACACGGAGCUCAAUUUGAUGUGCAUUUUAAAUUAAGUUGAAUAGUUGUUAUCAUUCCAGAAUGCUGUGUUUAAAAUGUAAAUACACUUUCCAAUCUAAAUGGCUCCACUUUAAAUAACAGCAUACAAAUGUCUUGAGCACAGACCGUAGUUUCAACUACCCUUCUUUGAAGCCUUUCAUGGAGUCCAUGAACAAUUGCAAGCAGAAAGAGAGAGAGAGAAAGAGAGACAGAGAGAGAUAUCUGUAGCUCUCAAAGAUCAAUGACCUUACGCAUGUCAAAACAGUACCUUACCAAUGGUCAGCCCAUCACCAGGGUACAUCUUAGAAUGUGGAAGGUCACCUGGAACCCAGUGCCUGUCCCCAGCUGUCUAGGUAUACAGGAAGAAAGACCAGGGAUUGCUCUUGAAGCCCAAUCGAGUAUAAUCUAGCCCAGAGAAGAAUAUAAUUUUCAAGUUUUCUAAAUGCCACCCCAAGGGGCAUGUGAUGAGGAAGUAGUACUAGUCUGGAAUGGCUCCACUCUUCUCUCUUGAAGGGUGAUCAGCAAAACCAUGGGCUGAUGCAUUCUUUCCACUCCUGAAGUCUCACUUCACAAAUAGUAGCCAGAGUAGAUUCCCUGCUUCUCGCUUGCAAAGGCAAAAAUUCUCAUGGAACUGGAAGUACUGGAAAUGGCCUGCUGAAAAUGCCCUUUUAUCAUGUUACAUUCUUCUACUUGUUAAACACGAGUUAUUUUCUCCAAUGUAAUUUUGUGGCUAAGAGAAUGGGCUCUCAACCUAGACAAACUGUCUCCAAACC
Messenger RNA from Enhydra lutris kenyoni (northern sea otter), 2973 nucleotides. Its product is annotated as macrophage scavenger receptor 1. Gene Ontology annotation, biological process: receptor-mediated endocytosis. The transcript has 10 exons. Gene Ontology annotation, cellular component: membrane. Gene Ontology annotation, molecular function: scavenger receptor activity. Bases 51 to 1415 code for a protein of 454 amino acids. NCBI's taxonomy places the organism in Eukaryota, Metazoa, Chordata, Mammalia, Carnivora, Mustelidae. The record is from RefSeq and is a predicted model, not a curated record.